AUGGAAAACUUACACAGACAAUACCAACAACAGAUAUCUGUUACUACUUACAUCAAGAAUUCGCCUGUUCCUCUUGAACAACCACAAAUACAACUUAUCCAGAACGUAGCUGACCAUUUAUUCAAUCAUAGGAAUGGCAUCGACCAGAGGCCUUUGUUAGUUUUUGUCGAUGGAAAAGCAGGUAGUGGAAAGACUGUAACGUUAAACAUCAUUCGGAAAAUAUUCGCUCAUCAGAGUAGUCUACAUUUACUCUUCAUCGGGUCCAAUUCUCAACCUGUCGCUGCGAUUAGCGGUGGACACCAUAUAGAAUAUAACAACCCUAUACCUCAUCAUAUAACAAACGAAAAGCAGUAUUUCAUCAUCGAUGAAUCACAAGCUUGUGCCACUUCUACGAUCAGCUGUUUCGGCCACGUUGUAACCCGCUUAGGAGCCGAUGAAUAUAAAUCCUGGGAGUUCCUUGCUGGAAAGAACAUUGUUGUAUUUGGCCACAAUGGGGGAUGGAAGUAUAGGGAUAUCGAUUCAUGGUGGACAUCGCCUGUAGUGAAUGCUUUCACAACCUUUUUGCAUUUCAACACAUGCAAAACUGUAGAACCCUCUCAUCACGCACACUUACUCAGAUCUGCUCGGGAACUAUUCCCCGAAGGUGUAGAUUAUUUUCACCAUCCAAAGCAGACGCCAGCAGAAAUACUGAUCACACCGUGGCCGUUCAUGCAAAAGACCUGGAACGACGAGGCAGUGAAGACAUUCGCCAGUUCGGUCAAUUGCCCAUUACAUAUAUCCCGUAGCAUCGAUGAUACAUCUUGCGAUCUCAUCCAAGUUAACUCAAAAUCUCCGUCGCAUUCCAUACUCUCGAGUCUUGGACCACCGUAUACUGAAGUAUCCAUAUGCAUGGGUAUGCCGGUCGCAAUUGUGGCUGGUAAAUGGAGUGGAUACUGGGGUCACGUAGCAGCUAUCGGCUCAGAACCAGAUAAAGAUACAAUUGAAUGGAUCCGAGUGAGACUUGGAAACGAAUUCAACGUUUUGAAUCCAACUAUCGAUCAGUUCAUAACGAUAAAAGCUAUCACACUCCAAAUCAAACAUCGUUCGCGUAUUCGGAAUCACGACAAUCCAAUCGUUGUCAACAGGUAUCAGAUACCAGUGAUGCCACGUUAUGCGUUGCUGGAAGCUGAAGCUGCAGGGCAGUUUUUCGACUGCGGCUUUGUUGAUAACUGUCGAGGACUCGAAAAUUUUCACUCACUAUCUUUCGUCCUAUCACGGUUUCGAUCUGCGGGGGGUAUUCGCAUGAUUGAGCCUUAUUCUGAUGCAGACAUUGCGAUAUUGACUGAUACAAUGACAGUUAAAGAAGAGGAUCGAUUGUCUGACAUUCUAUCGUCACGUGUAAGGAGUAUGGGCCUCGUUUAG
Molecule: messenger RNA, 1401 nt
Organism: Lentinula edodes (shiitake mushroom)
Lineage: Eukaryota; Fungi; Basidiomycota; Agaricomycetes; Agaricales; Omphalotaceae
Exons: 1
Coding region: 1-1401 (466 amino acids)
Source: RefSeq, a predicted model, not a curated record